Schistocerca nitens (vagrant locust) is the source of this 2481-nucleotide messenger RNA. It is a transcript of the gene waw, whose product is annotated as translation factor GUF1 homolog, mitochondrial. The record is from RefSeq and is a predicted model, not a curated record. Gene Ontology annotation, cellular component: mitochondrion. The coding region runs from base 109 to 2091 and encodes 660 amino acids. The transcript has 10 exons. NCBI's taxonomy places the organism in Eukaryota, Metazoa, Arthropoda, Insecta, Orthoptera, Acrididae. Gene Ontology annotation, biological process: positive regulation of translation. Gene Ontology annotation, molecular function: mitochondrial ribosome binding; GTPase activity; GTP binding.
UGGGGUUCACAUUUGUUUACAAACAUUUCAAUCACAGUUGUGUUGAGGUAUGACAAUGGAUGUGGUGGAAGUUGUGUGACACAGAUAGCGCAUGUUUGAAAACAGGAAAUGGGCUUUGUAUAUCGUACCAGCAUUACGUUUUGUUGUAAGAAACUACGUAUUCGUUUCCCAUAUUCAGUGCGGGCGGAAAGGAAACAAUGGUUCCGUUUUUCUCAGAGGUUAAUGAACGUCGCAGGCGCAGAUUCGGAGUCAAGAAAAAACAAUGGAGAAAUUAACACUGUAGCUGUUUCGAAUAUUCGUAACUUUAGCAUAAUAGCGCAUGUUGAUCAUGGUAAAAGCACUUUGGCAGACAGACUUCUUGAAAUUGCUGGAGUUAUAGACCCAGUCGAAGGACAGACUCAAGUUCUUGACAUGUUGCAAGUGGAAAAAGAACGUGGCAUAACCGUUAAAGCCCAGACUGUCUCAUUGAGUUACAAGUAUAAAGAUCACGAGUAUCUGUUGAAUUUAAUUGAUACGCCUGGACAUGUUGACUUUUCUAAUGAAGUGUCAAGAUCGUUAGCAGCAUGCCAGGGUGUCAUUCUGUUAGUGGACGCCAAUCAGGGAGUUCAGGCGCAAACAGUAGCCAACUUCUAUCUCGCAUUCUGCAGAGAGUUAACUAUAAUUCCAGUUAUGAACAAAGUUGAUUUAAAAAACGCCAAUCCAGAUGCAGUGACAGAGCAGCUGAAGACUUUGUUUGGCAUAAAUGAGAAAGAUGUUCUAAGGGUGUCUGCAAAGUUUGGCACUGGUGUCAAAGAACUAAUUCAUGCUGUUAUAGAAAGAGUACCACCUCCAAAAGUGGACAGAAAAGCUCCAUUUAGAGCACUGAUAUAUGACAGCUGGUAUGAUAGGUACAGAGGAACAAUAAUUUUGAUGUACAUAAGAGAUGGAAGCCUAAAGAUAGGGGAUGAAAUUCAAUCUGUCCACACUAAAAAAGUGUACACUGUAAAAAGUCUUGGACUUUUAAGACCACAAGAAGAACAGGUGCCUGUGCUAGCGGCUGGACAGGUUGGAUUUACAACAUGUAACAUGCGGUCCACUAAAGAAGCUCAUAUAGGUGAUACAUUUCAUUUAAAGGAUAUGACUGUAGAACCUAUUGAAGGAUUCAAGCCAGCACAGCCCAUGGUUUUUGCUGGAGUUUAUCCAAUGGAUCAGUCACAACAUGUUGCUCUGAGAGGAGCUAUUGAGAAACUUGUUCUUAAUGACCCAGCUGUUUCUGUGUCUGUGGAUUCUAGUCCUGCUUUAGGGCAGGGUUGGCGGCUGGGUUUCCUUGGGCUGCUUCAUUUAGAAGUUUUCAGCCAGAGGUUAGAACAAGAGUAUGGGGCACAGGCCGUGCUGACAGCCCCCAGUGUCACUUACAAAGCCAAAAUAAUUGGAGAAAAGAACAUUAAACAUUAUGGAGGAGAAGAGAUAUUAUUUUCAAAUCCCUCUCACUUUCCACCUACAUCAAUCAUAGCUGAGUUACAAGAACCAACAGUCAUGGGGACAAUUAUAACUCCAGAUACUUUUAUUGGCAGCGUUAUUUCUCUUUGCAUGGAAAGAAGAGGCAUACAAAAGACAGCCACAAAUAUUGACAAUAACAGGGUAAUGAUGCAGUUUAUUCUGCCAUUAAAUGAAAUUAUUGUUGAUUUUCAUGACGAGUUAAAAUCUGUAUCAUCAGGCUAUGCAAGUUUUGAUUAUGAAGACCAUGGAUAUGUCCCAUCACAGCUGGUAAAGCUUACAAUAAUGCUUAAUGGUGUUGCCGUGGAUGAACUGAGUACGAUUGUACAUAUAUCCAAAGCAGUAAGUUGUGGACGCAAAAUGUGCGAAAAAUUGAAAGAGAUUAUUCCAAGACAGAUGAUACAGAUAGCCAUUCAAGCUUGUGUUGGAGGGAAGAUUGUUGCGCGAGAAACUCUAAAACCCUACAGAAAAGAUGUCACUGCUAAGCUGUAUGGUGGUGAUGUCACUAGAAGAAUGAAGUUACUGAGAAGACAAGCCGAAGGCAAGAAGAAAAUGAAAAUGGUUGCUAAUAUUGGUCUUCCUCGAGAAACAUUCAUUGAUGUUCUCAAGCGUUAAAUUAAAGGUUAUUUACUAUUGUUAUAACUACGGUAUUAUUGCUUUCAUUUUCACUUGUCUUUAAACUUCCUUUUUGUGCAAAAUUUCGACUGAUAAAUAACAAAGAAUGAAGACUUGAAAUUUUGUAUGUUGAACACACAUUUUUGUAUCAUAGGAGUAAGCUGGGAACUUAUUGGCAUUUCUGUCAUUCUGAAAUUAAUAUUGUAUUAAAAGGACCAAUAUAAAGGCUUUGCAAGUAUCCUGUUCACACAUUUUAGCAAAGGCUCACUCAUUCAUCUGUGUGGUAUGUUAAAAUCUGAAUUCCAGAUGUAUGAGAACAUUUGUAAGAUAGGGGAAGUAUUCCUCUACUAUGCUUCCUCGAAAUUAUAUUGGUUUAGUUUCAAACUUUUA